Molecule: messenger RNA, 543 nt
Organism: Aspergillus tubingensis
Lineage: Eukaryota; Fungi; Ascomycota; Eurotiomycetes; Eurotiales; Aspergillaceae
Product: cupin domain-containing protein
Exons: 1
Coding region: 1-543 (180 amino acids)
Source: RefSeq, a predicted model, not a curated record
AUGUCGUUCUCUCCUCCUUCAGAAAUUUCCGUGACAUCUCGCCAGAUCCCCAAAUGGGGUGGUAUCCCCAACACCUCGAUCCGGUCUAAACCACUCAUGAUCUACCACAAAGCUUUUAACGCGUCCGCUAACGAUUUCGCGGCGCACCUGGAGGAAAUUGGCGAGGUCAGACCACAGUGGGUCUAUUCCAUGUACAGUCAAACGCACUUUCACAGCACCACUCACGAGGUGCUGGGGGUGGUUUCCGGCCGUGCACGGCUUUGCUUCGGUGGGGAAGCGAACCCCGAACGCUUCGAGCCGACCGUCGAAAAAGGAGAUCUGAUUAUCGUGCCCGCCGGCGUCGGCCACCGGCUGCUGGAGGAGCUCGGCUCUGACCAGGGUGACCCUUUCCAGAUGGUUGGCGCUUAUCCGCCCAAGAAACAAUGGGAUAUGUGCUAUGGUGACUCAAGGGAGGAAGACAAGGUUUCGCGGAAUAUCCAUUCCUUAAGUUGGUUCCACAGCGACCCCUUGUGUGGGCAGGAUGGGCCUGUGCUGCACGUCUGA